GGGUUUGAUUUCUGUGCAGAUAUGAGAAUGAGCUGAGCAUGAGGCAGUCUGUAGAGGCAGACAUUGCUGGCCUGAGGAGGGUGCUGGAUGAGCUGACAAUGUCCAGAUCUGACCUUGAGAUGCAGAUUGAGGGUCUAAAAGAAGAGCUGAUCUUCCUCAAGAAGAACCACGAGGAGGAACUCUUGGCAGCACGUGCCCAGAUGAGCGGACAAGUCAAUGUAGAGGUAGACGCGGCACCACAGGAAGACCUGACAAAGAUCAUGGCUGAAAUCCGUGACCAAUACGAGGCAGUUGCAGCCAAGAACCGCAAAGAACUUGAGGCCUGGUUCCAGGCUAAGAGCGAAACCCUCAACAAAGAAGUCGCUGCAAGCACAGAAAACCUUCAAACGUCCAAAUCAGAAAUCACAGAGCUUAAACGCACACUCCAGGGUCUUGAAAUCGAGCUACAGUCACAACUCAGUAUGAAAGCGUCGUUAGAAGGCACUUUGGCAGAAACACAGUCCCGCUAUGCCAGCAUGUUAAACGGUUACCAAAUGCAGGUGACCAGCAUGGAACAGCAGCUGGUGCAGCUUCGUGGCGAUCUGGAGCGCCAAGGGCAAGAGUACAGGAUGCUUCUGGACAUCAAGACCAGACUAGAGAUGGAGAUUGCAGAGUACAGAAGACUUCUGGAUGGGGAGGCUUCUGGAAGUGUUCAAACCACACAAUCCUCAUCCACAACCUCAACUACACGCAAAGUGGUCACCAUUAUAGAGGAGGUGAAAGACGGCAAAGUGAUCUCCUCCAGUCAGGCUGUGACCGAGACCAAGUGAGAUUUCAAACAA
Messenger RNA from Sinocyclocheilus anshuiensis, 821 nucleotides. Its product is annotated as keratin, type I cytoskeletal 13-like. The transcript is spliced from 5 exons. Gene Ontology annotation, molecular function: structural molecule activity. Gene Ontology annotation, cellular component: cytoskeleton. Bases 39 to 809 code for a protein of 256 amino acids. NCBI's taxonomy places the organism in Eukaryota, Metazoa, Chordata, Actinopteri, Cypriniformes, Cyprinidae. The record is from RefSeq and is a predicted model, not a curated record.